Messenger RNA from Acanthosepion pharaonis, 483 nucleotides. The record is from the annotation of a GenBank genome assembly. Lineage: Eukaryota; Metazoa; Mollusca; Cephalopoda; Sepiida; Sepiidae.
AUGAGAGACUUCUUUUUCUUCUUCUUCUUCUUCUUCUUCUUCGUCUCCUUCUUCUUCUUCUUCUUCUUCUUCUCCUCCUCCCCCUCCCCCUUCUUCUUCUCUUCCUCCUCCUCCUUCUUCUUCUCUUCCUCCUCCUCCUUCUUCUUCUUCGUCUCCUCCUUCUUCUCCUCCUCCUUCUCUCCCUUCUUCUUCUUCUUCUUCUUCUUCCGGAAAUUCACGAUCAUGGCCUUACACCAUAUCCGGAACAUUCGCCUCUUGUCACGACUUGAUAACAAUGAAGCCGUACAAUUCAUAUUUCAUAGGAACGGUCAACCGACCCCCGUUCCUCCCCAUCAACCCACACCAGAAAGUCUUAAAAGCCACAUUUCAUUAUGGAUUUCUUGUUUCGACUCUCUUUCUCUUAACACUCUGACUACUACUCAUAUUUUUUUCCUCAACACUUUCUUUGUUCCUCGUCUUUCUCCUUCUCACACGACUAUCUAG